Spodoptera exigua (beet armyworm) is the source of this 1824-nucleotide messenger RNA. The record is from the annotation of a GenBank genome assembly. NCBI's taxonomy places the organism in Eukaryota, Metazoa, Arthropoda, Insecta, Lepidoptera, Noctuidae.
AUGCGCGCGUUCCUAGUAAUCUGUCUGUUGUUUAUUCACUCCGCCUGGACCCAUGAAACUGGGGCCGAGGAAUCUAUAGGAUGGCAUCAGAGAGUUGGCAUGAAAAAUUCUGAAAUUAUUAAGUUGUCUGAAGUGACGCUGAAAAAUCGUAUUGUGGGAGGAGCCGUGGCUCCAGUCUACGCUCAUCCUUACCUCGCCGGCCUGCUCAUCGACAUCAUAGGCUUCUCGUCACCCUCAGCGUGCGGAGGAUCACUUCUCUCUCCAAACAGAAUCCUAACAGCAGCUCACUGCUGGUUCGACGGAUUUAACCAAGCUCAUCGUAUUACUGCCGUCCUGGGAUCCCAAUUCUUAUUCCAUGGAGGUGUAAGAGUAUUUCCAUCUGCCAUUGCCAUUCACCCAACUUAUGACUUUCGAACAUUCGCUAACGACAUAGCAAUGUUGUAUUUACCCGUCCACAUUCCAUUUUCUGCCCAAAUUCAACCGAUAGCAUUACCAUCAGGACCGCUGCUGCACAUGGACUAUACGAACGAAACGGUUAUAGCUGCUGGCUACGGAAGAUACUCCGACGUAACUAACCCCACGACCAACACAAUGGCCCGUAAUGUUUUGCUGGAAGUCAUAGAAUUACAAAAAUGCCGCAGAUUCUACGGUGACGUGGUGCUAGAUUCUAACAUUUGCACAAACGGCUACGGAGGUGUUGGUAUUUGCCAGGGAGACUCUGGGGGACCUUUGACAAUGAAUGUUAAUGGAGAGUCAGUGUUGAUCGGCAAGCAUCACCCUAGGAUCGACUUCCCAACGCGCUACCUCAGCUUCGGAGAGACUCUUCGAGCCAAUUGCACCACAGCGCCCGCGGUACCAGCCCCCCAUAUAACAUGGUUUAUUAAUGGCAGAAAGAUGGACGAGCUGGUGGCCCACUCACACAAGUUCCGUGUGCCGAUGAGUGAACGUAAUGGUCGUCGGGGAUUGCAGCGAACUUUCGAAUAUGAGACUGGCAUGAGCAGCCCUCCUCCGUUAUUGACCCUCACACAUGCCUCUCACCUCGCUACGAGACCUCCCGGCUGCAGCUUAAAGGAAACUCAAAUGGCUGAAGUAAAAGAAAAUGAAGAGAUAAAUGUUAUUCAUAUGAGCAGCCGGCACAAGAGUCGUAAACCCAGCAAGAGAGAUCUUUAUGUGACGGUGUCGGAGCUACAGAUAGUGGCGACUGGAAGACUGGAAAUUACUUGCGUCAGCACAAUACCUGAGUUUAGGAGUAUCGAAGACAGGUUCGCCGAUGUCAGAAACGAUACAGUUAUAGUUGACGUCAUCAAGCCUUCAACCCUGUCUCAGCCGUCAGCCAACUUAACAACGGCCGACUCCAGUACAUCAGGAUCAUCAAAAAAGCGUCGAAAUCUAUUUUCAUCUCUAAUGUGUAUUAUAAUUAUAUACUUGCUCACGGUUGCUUGAUAGGGCAAGUCGUUAAAUUUAAAUAAUGGGCUGUGAUAAAAUAUGUAAUACUUAUGUUCAUAAUUACAUAAUAAAUAUUAUAACGCGCGUGAGUGGAAAUGUGAAUAUGCUAUUUGUGUAGUAAAGGCACAAACCAAUUACCUAAACUAAUUAGAUAAUAGAAGCCAUUGACCUAGUGAGUUUCUACCGACGUACUUUUAUAUUAAGUGAUGUUCGUACUGCUACGAUAACAAUUCCUUGCCAACAGGCCACUACUUGGGACAUAACAAUCCUAUCCAAUAUAAAAAAAUCUUGACAGAAUGGUUCUUUUUUUAAAUGUUGCUAUUGUAGGCAAAAACCUUCUUAACUUUUUGAUAUAAACUUUCCAUGAACCUCUAAAAU